AUGGCGGGCGCGCUGGGCGUGGGGCCGGGGGUGCUGGCGCUGCUGGUGCUCUGGGCCAUGGCGCUGCUGCUCGGGCUGGCGCUGGUGCGCGCCGGCCGCGCCCGGGUCGCCGCGGUGCCGGUGGCGCUCGGAGCCGCCGCGCUCACGGCCGCGCUGCUGCUCUUCCCCCGGGAGGGCGAGAGUCCGGCCCCAGCCGGCGCUGAGGAGAUUGUGGACACCUUCCUCAUCGGCCGCUUCAUCCUCCUGGCUGUGAUGAGCCUGGUCUUCCUCGGGUGCCUGUUCCUGUUCCUGAUUUACCACCUCAUGGAGCCUGUGUAUGCCAAGCCACUCCACAGCAGCUAGAGACAGCAGUCUCUGCAAAGGGAAGAUCCUGAUUUCAUGGGAAUAAAGCAGAAAGAGACACCAGGAAGCUGUUCUGGAGGUGACCAUGAUCUUCCUGAGCUCAGAAAGAGCCAGUGAAGGAAGUGAAGUCUUUGCUUCAUCUCAAAAAGCAAAGUUUGGUCUGAGCAUGAGCCCCUUACUCCCCAGGGGGUUCAAGCCUCUGCACCUGCAAAGGUGUGUGAACCUCUGAAUCCUGCUCUCAUU
Cinclus cinclus is the source of this 585-nucleotide messenger RNA. It is a transcript of the gene TMEM218, whose product is annotated as transmembrane protein 218. The record is from RefSeq and is a predicted model, not a curated record. Bases 1 to 342 code for a protein of 113 amino acids. The transcript has 3 exons. NCBI's taxonomy places the organism in Eukaryota, Metazoa, Chordata, Aves, Passeriformes, Cinclidae.